AUGGGGAUCUACGAGGACGUGACUAACUGCACUUUCCAGGUCGCGCUGCACGUGGGCUGCUUCUGGCCGAACGCCGUAGUGGACGCUUUUUUCGGCGACGUGCACCGCGUUUACUUCCACGACUGCGCACAGACGGGCCGCUUACUGCACGAGCCGCCCGUCCACGUGCUGGCGCCCUUCAUCGGGAUCCCGGUGCUGGUCACGCUGCUCAUGACUGCCCUGGUGGUGUGGAGGAGCCAGCGCACCCAGGGAGUUCUGUGA
Knipowitschia caucasica is the source of this 261-nucleotide messenger RNA. The record is from the annotation of a GenBank genome assembly. NCBI's taxonomy places the organism in Eukaryota, Metazoa, Chordata, Actinopteri, Gobiiformes, Gobiidae.